Molecule: messenger RNA, 901 nt
Organism: Harpegnathos saltator (Jerdon's jumping ant)
Lineage: Eukaryota; Metazoa; Arthropoda; Insecta; Hymenoptera; Formicidae
Gene: Ssb-c31a
Product: single stranded-binding protein c31A
Exons: 4
Coding region: 220-564 (114 amino acids)
Biological process (GO): positive regulation of transcription initiation by RNA polymerase II
Molecular function (GO): transcription coactivator activity; DNA binding
Source: RefSeq, a predicted model, not a curated record
UCUACUGAACGCGGCCAUUGCUCUUCAAUUAGAUUCCGGGCCCCUUCGGGUCCCCUUGGUUGAUCCGAAAAUUUACCUAGGGCCGUCAGUCUUUAUAUUACCUCGUCGUUGUCGUCGUUUAUCAUGUUGCGCGCGUAGUUCUUGAAAAACCGUUGAAGUAGGUUUUUUUAAGGAGAAAGCUGGUUCUACACUUUGUGUUAUAUUCUUUUUAAGUCAAAGAUGCCAAAAUCAAAAGCAUACGUGUCCGACAGUGAUGACAGCAGUGAAGAGGAAAAGAAAUCAGUAAAAAAACAAAAAAAGGAAAAGGAAGAGGAGAAGAAAGCAGUUUCAAGCAAGAAAUCAAAAUCUGAGGAUGAUGAUACUGUAUGGGACUUGGGUAACAAUCGUCAAGUUAACGUGAGAAAUUUCAAAGGCAACUUUUAUGUGGAUAUUCGAGAAAUGUAUUAUGACAAAGAUGGUGAUUUGAAACCUGGGAAGAAAGGAAUAUGCUUAUCCAUGUCACAAUGGCGGAAAUUCAUGUCUGUUGUAGAGGAAGUGGAUAAGGUAGCAAAGUCAAAAUGUUAGAAUUAUGACUUGGCUUAUAUAUCCUAAAAAUUUGUUUAAAUUUUAUAUUUGUAACUUUUCUAUUUAAGAUACAAUAGUAUUCAAGGUAAUUAACAUAUAUUUUUUGAAGUAUCAUAGAUACAAAUAAUCAUAAAGAUAAUUAUCAUUGUAAAACUCUCUCAUUUGGGAUAUUUUUUUUUAUCUGAGAAACCUUUGUCAUUGUUUUGCAUCGUAAUGUAUCAAAUAAAUAGUGUAAUAACUGUUUUCCGUUCAUAUCUAUGAAAAAAGAUCCAAGGACCAUCUCUUGGUCUGUAUGCUACGAAAGCUAAAUGUAUGCUAAUAAAUUCUUUGGGGUCAA